Messenger RNA from Carica papaya (papaya), 626 nucleotides. RefSeq names its product pollen Ole e I family allergen protein. Lineage: Eukaryota; Viridiplantae; Streptophyta; Magnoliopsida; Brassicales; Caricaceae. The record is from RefSeq and is a predicted model, not a curated record.
AUAUAAAAUGUUUUCAUUGAAAACAGAGCCAAAACUAUCAGAUAGAGCAGGUGGUAGUAGCAGUAGUGAAACUGAUAUCUCAAGGAAACUCAGAUCCCAAACGCCAACCAUACAAAGAGUCAGGAAUGAGUAUCUGAGUUCGCUUAUCCAUGGAGACUUCAGCUCCCAUCGCUCUCUUCAUCCUCCUCCUUCUAUCCAUCGAAACAGCAGCGGCCAGGUCUGGCUUGUACUACACAAGAACCAGAGGAACGUGCACUCCCCGGUACUGGAGCAACAGGGUAGAGGAAUGGCCGAGGAUGGUUCCACAAACGUCGACAGUGAGGAAAGUGUUCGGCUCGGGAGUGAGCGACCGGUACAGGUUGGAUCUAACAUUGUUAGAAUCGACGGCGAGGAACGAGGAGGACAACGCGUUUGGUAGGUUGGUGAAGCAGGCAAGUGCGGCGCUGCUGAACUCGUAUGCUAGACAGGGAUUUCCAUACUCUCCAUGGCAAGUGAAAACAAUGGUAAUAGAAUCUCUGGUGUCCGAGGAGGCUGCAGCUAACCUAGCCCAACGAUUGUUUAUUGUUAAUCGGGAUUGCAAUUGAUAACUAAUCGUUUGCUAUAUCUGAAUCUCCUGUAGAAAUCUC